Taeniopygia guttata (zebra finch) is the source of this 1197-nucleotide messenger RNA. The record is from RefSeq and is a predicted model, not a curated record. NCBI's taxonomy places the organism in Eukaryota, Metazoa, Chordata, Aves, Passeriformes, Estrildidae.
AUGGCGGGGGCGGGGCGGGGGUGGAGCCGCUGUCGUGACGCGCAGGAGGGACGGGGAGGGCCCAGUGUCAGCCCCGAUACCGGCACCGCGGAGUGCCCGCCCCAGCACCGCUUCCCGCCCCAGUGCCAAAAACUGUUCAAAUUCCUGUCCAGUACCAACACCAGUACCAGGCCUAGUUCCAGCGUCAUUACCGCUGCCUGUGCCAGUGCCAGCACCAGUUCCAAUCCGAGCACCAGCCCCUGUUCCAGCACCGGUCCCAGUUCCAAAACUCGCCCAAGUACCUGUACCAGUACAAAUACCAGCCCCAGUGGCAAUACCAAUACCAGUACCUUUACCAGGCCCAGUCCCAGUUUCAGCAUCAGUCCCAAAACCAGUCGAAGUACCUUUACCAGUACUAAAACCAGGCUCAAUUUCAGUCCCAGUCCAAGCACAAGUACCAGUGCUAGUACCAGUAGCAAUCCCAGUUCCAAUCUCACCGCCAGUACCAGUAGCGGUAGCAAUCCCAGUUCCAGUUGUGGUACCAGCAGUUGUUCAGUAAGAGAAGCCACAGGGCUGAGCAUAGAUCACCCUUUGGUGCAAACAUUCUAGGAGGGGAGCUGCUGGGUGGAGAAGCUGGCAGUGACACCAGCUACAGCAUUCUGCUGUCAGGCAGUGGCCUGGUAACUUCCAAAACACAGUCAGUCUUCAUAUAUGUGUGCAGUCAUUGCAGCACAUCCUGCAGUGAAGGGUUUUCAUUAAGUAGCAUGCCAAGAACAACACAGGUGGAGUGAAAAUGAUUAAUUUCUCCAAUUCUGAGGGAGUGUCAAACAGGAUGUUUAUCCAGAUUCUGGCUGUGCUGACCUUGCCUCUGAAUACAGAGUUAGAAAAGGUUGUCUAUUUGAGUUAAAAAGUCAAGCAGCCCAUGGUGAAUCACUGGAGGUAUUUCACUGGCAUGAAUAUAAUGCUUCUGGAAUAAAGGAGUUUUCUGGAGGUAGAGCCAUCUUUUUCAACUAUGUUAUUUGUAUUGACAUUGUUGGAAAUCACAUGAAGUUUGUUGGGACAUAUCCUGCCUUGCUUUAUGGAUCUAUACAGAGGCUAGAAGCAAGGAAGAACUCUUUUACCACCUUUGCUGCUGAAUGUCGGUUGAACAUCUUUUUUUUUAAUGAAAAGAUGCUGACAAUGCUUUAAGUCUAAUGUGGUCCUCUUUGAGUAAUUUUU